GGCAAAAAUCUUAUAUUGAUAAUGAAGCUUCAUUGGCGGUGGGUAGGUAUUGUAACAAGUACCGUAGGUGAAGUCCAAGAUCAACCAAUGCUAUAAAUACCAAAGGAAAAUGAAAAAGAAGAGGUCCUAACCUCUAAAGACCGAACUGGCCAACCUCUUUGCCUGUUCUUAGAGAACCAAAACUCCUAAACGUUUUCAUCAAAUACGAAAAAAAUUUGUCCUAAACCUAGUUCCUCCGCGUUGGGAAACAUAUAUUUAUAAACCAAGCAACCGAACAAGCCAACCCUUUUGUCAUCGGCGCCAAUAAGGCUUUUUGUCUUUCUCCUGCAACAUCUCCAAGGACAGAGAACUCUGCAGGAGAAGCAUACAGAGACAAAAAGAAAAGAUGGGUUUUGGAAAGGGAACGUCAUUGUUGGAAGAUUUGAUAGACAAAGCUGGAGGUUGUGCUGUGAUCGAUGGAGGUUUUGCUACUCAGCUUGAGGCUCAUGGUGCUUCCAUCAAUAACCCACUUUGGAGCGCUCUUUGCUUGAUUAAAGACCCUGAUCUAAUCAAACAGGUUCAUCUGGAGUACCUUGAGGCUGGUGCAGAUGUCUUGGUUACUUCAUCAUACCAGGCCACCAUUCCCGGAUUCCUGUCCUGGGGACUGUCCCUUGAAGAAGCAGAGUCAUUGCUAGAAAAGAGUGUCAAAUUGGCUGUGGAAGCCCGCGACAAGUUCUGGGAUGCUGUAGGGAGUGUUCCUGGGAAUAGCUACAACCGAGCUUUGGUUGCAGCCUCAAUUGGAAGUUAUGGAGCUUAUCUGGCUGAUGGUUCAGAAUACAGUGGAUGCUAUGGACCAGAAGUGAAUCUGGAUAAGCUGAAAGAUUUUCACCGGCAAAGAUUGCAAGUUCUUGUCAAAGCAGGUCCAGAUUUGCUAGCCUUUGAGACCAUUCCCAAUAAACUUGAAGCUCAGGCAUGUGUUGAGUUGCUUGAGGAAGAAAACAUUCAAAUUCCAUCAUGGAUCUGCUUCAGUUCUGUAGAUGGUGAGAAUGCCCCGUCAGGAGAGAGUUUUAAGGAGUGCUUGGAUAUAUUGAACAAGAGCAUGAAAGUAAAUGCAGUGGGAAUAAAUUGUGCACCUCCCCAUUUUAUUGAAAGCCUUGUAUGCAAAUUUAAGGAGAUGACAUCGAAGGCAAUUGUCGUUUAUCCAAAUAGCGGAGAGAUAUGGGAUGGUCAGGCUAAGAAAUGGCUGCCAUCAAAGUGCUUUGGUGACGACAAAUUUGAGUUGUUCGCAGCAAGAUGGCGUGACUUAGGAGCUAAACUAAUUGGGGGUUGUUGUCGGACAACACCAGCCACAGUUGGAGCCAUUUCGAAGGCUCUGAAAGAGAGGUCUUAAUAAGUGAAGAUAGGUCACAGGAACUCAUAGUUUUACCAGUAGCUGCAGUUUACAUAUUCUGCUACCACUCGUAAUUUAAAUUUGUUGCUGCAAUAUUAGUUCUUUUAAAAGUUUUCUCCAGUAUUCUUCCAUUUUUAUUGUACUAAUAGAUGCGGAGCUAUAUUCA
This is a messenger RNA of Theobroma umbraticum, 1535 nucleotides long. RefSeq names its product Homocysteine S-methyltransferase family protein (gene HMT-1). Lineage: Eukaryota; Viridiplantae; Streptophyta; Magnoliopsida; Malvales; Malvaceae. Gene Ontology annotation, biological process: S-methylmethionine cycle. Gene Ontology annotation, molecular function: zinc ion binding; S-adenosylmethionine-homocysteine S-methyltransferase activity. The record is from RefSeq and is a predicted model, not a curated record.